AGGAUGCUGGGAGGAUGAAGAUGACGAUGACAGCAGCAGAGGAGUACACACUCACACAAGCUAACAGCUAAUGGCUAAGUGCUACAUGCAUGGACACGCAUAUAUUCAUGCAUGCUAAGAUGCUAUCUAAUCGGUGGGCAUGCUAGAGAAAGCAAGCUAGACACACAGAAAAUGCAGGGUUCCAGCUUUCCUAUUGGACGGUACAAAGGCGGUGAUCUCUGACCGACAACCAGCCGACAAGAACACGCGGGAGAACAUAGAGAUGUCUAAACGAGCUGCAGGGGUGCGGGGGAAAGGGGACAGGCCGGACACCAUGGCAUCGGUUCAAGCUGUCAAUGAGGAAUUGAGAGCCAAACUGAUGGACAUCCAGUUAGAACUUCAGCAGGAGAAGAACAAGGUCAGCCGCCUGGAGAGAGAGAAGAGUCAGGAACUAAGGACAGAACAUCACCGGGCCACCGUAGCCAUGACGGAGCUGAAGAGCAAACUCCAUGAGGAGAAGCAGAAAGAGCUAGCUGUUACCAGGGAGACGUUACUACGGCAACACGAAAUGGAGCUGAUGAGAGUUAUCAAAAUCAAAGAUGGAGAGAUUCAUCGGCUGAACGGUUUAGUCCUCACACUGAGGGAUGGCUCGAUGGAUAAGGUGAGGAGCGCCCUGCUGAUGGAGGUGGAGGAGACGAGAAAGGCCUGGGAGGCAGAGCGUUGUCGCCUCCAGCAGGAGCUUCAGGAGCAUCGCGGCGCCAAGAGGAGCGCAGAGGAAGCUCUGGGGUUAGCUCACCAGGCCUGCCAGGCCCGAGUAGCCGAGCUACGAUCGGCGCAUCACCAACACCAGGAGGAGUUGAACAGAACCAAGAGAGACUGCGAGAGGGAGAUUCGCCGACUGAUGGACGAGAUAAAACUGAAAGACAGAGCUGUUAGUGUUUUGGAUAAAGCCCUGGGGCUACAGGCUGGCCACGCCCACCGCCUUCAGCUGCAGACUCAGGCUGCUGAGCAGCAAAUCGCAGCCCUCAGAGAUGCACAAAGGGCGGGACUAAACUACCCUGGACAUGUCCCUAACUCCACCACUAACAAUCCUCCUCAUCCUUCUCAGGAGGAGCGGGACACUCGGAGAUUUCAGUUGAAAAUUGCGGAGCUCAGCGCCGUCAUCAGGAAGCUGGAGGAUCGAAACGCUCUGUUGUCGGAAGAACGCAAUGAACUGCUGAAGCGACUGAGGGAAACCGAGAGUCAGUUUCUUCCUCUGCUGGACAAAAACAAGCGUCUGAGCAGAAAGAAUGAGGAGCUGUCACUCAUGUUGUGUCGUCUUGACAACAAACUGCGCUUUGUCACCCAGGAGAACAUGGAGAUGGUAACUGUGAGGAGGCCGAGUUCGCUGAACGACUUGGACCGCAGCAGCUCCGCCAGUUACCACGGCUACAGCCAGGAGGACAGAGAAAUGGAGUUUCUACGACUUCAAGUUCUGGAGCAACAACACAUCAUAGACGACUUGUCCAAGGCUCUGGAAACAGGAGGUUACGUGAAGAACGUGAUUCAGGAAAGAGAUCUGUUGUUGCGAUACAGACGUCAAGAAUCUGUGAGGAGAAAAAGAACUUUGAGAGCCUGCAGGGUCAUAGAAACAUUUUAUGGUUACGAUGAAGACGUGUCAGUGGACUCAGACGGCUCAUCUUUGUCUUUUCACACAGACAAAACCCCUGACACGGAACCUGAAGAGGUGUGUGUCCGUGAGGAGGCGGAACUUCGGUACCGUCAGCUGACACAAGAAUAUCAAGCACUGCAGCGUGCCUAUGCUCUGCUGACUGAGACCAGCGGAGGAAACUAUGAUGCUGAGAAGGAGAUCAAGACCAGAGAACAACUGCUGGCGGAAAUCAGUCAAUAUCAAACCAGAGUCGCAGAUUUGGAGUCAGCUCUGAAACAGCAAGGACUGGACGUGAAGUGGGUGGAGGAGAAGCAGAUGUUGUAUCAGAGGAACCAGCAGCUGGUAGAAAAGAUGAGGCAGAUGGAAGCAGAGGAACUCCAUCUGAAAAACGACAUCCAGGAUGCCAGAGACCAAAAUGAACUCCUGGAGUUCAGGAUCUUAGAGCUGGAGGAGAGGGAGUGGCGAUCGCCUGGCAUCAACUUCCAGCAAGUCCACUUCCCAGACAGCCUCAGCCCUUUGCAGGUCUACUGUGAGGCGGAGGGAGUAACUGACAUUGUGAUCUGUGAUCUCAUGAAGAAGUUGGACAUCCUGGGCGAUAACGCCGUAAGUAAUCUGUCCAAUGAGGAGCAGGUGGUCGUGAUUCACGCCAGGACUGUUCUCACACUGGCAGAGAAGGUAAACACACACACACACACACACAUUCUAUUAACAUUAGGUAACAACAGUCCAAUGAUGCCACUUUCUCAGUGGUUGGGGUCCAUUGAAGUGACAAAGUCGGCACUGCAGCAGAAAAUGUUGGACAUCGAAAGUGAGAAGGAUUUGUUCAGCAAGCAGAAGGGCUACCUGGAUGAAGAGCUGGACUUUAGGAAACGCUCCAUGGAUCAGGCUCACAAGAGGAUCCUGGAGCUGGAGGCCAUGCUGUACGAGGCGCUACAACAGCAGGACGAGUUCAGAAUGGACGGGCAAAAGGUAAAAGACGAUUGUGUGAGCGACACGCUGACGGACGACCAAAGGGAGGGGCUUAGGAGAGCCAUGGACCAGUGGAAACGAGCUGUGAUGUGUGAGCUAAGAGAACGAGACGCCCAGAUCCUCAAAGAAAGGAUGGAUCUGCUGCAAGUCACGCAGCAGAGGAACAAAGAGUUGGAGGAAUUCAUCGAGUCUCAGAAACGACAAAUAAAAGAGUUGGAGGAGAAGUUUCUCUUUCUGUUUUUAUUCUUCUCUCUGGCCUUCAUCCUCUGGUCCUAACAUCAGCUGCGUCUGUCAUCCAGCAGCUGACCACUCAGCCAAUCAGAAACCAGCUGACCUCAACAUCCCAGAAGGCCGAGACCAGGUGACGAUGGUUCCCUACUGCCUUUUGUCCCAGAAUGACUGGUUUUAUGUCAAAAGUACUAUUUUACACAUCUGCGAGCAGCGAACGGAAAUAUGUUGUGGACAUUAUUUUCAAAGGUGCAAAUAAAGUGAGCGUGAACAGAA
Dunckerocampus dactyliophorus (ringed pipefish) is the source of this 3103-nucleotide messenger RNA. RefSeq names its product Janus kinase and microtubule interacting protein 3 (gene jakmip3). The transcript is spliced from 22 exons. Bases 263 to 2875 code for a protein of 870 amino acids. The record is from RefSeq and is a predicted model, not a curated record. Lineage: Eukaryota; Metazoa; Chordata; Actinopteri; Syngnathiformes; Syngnathidae. Gene Ontology annotation, molecular function: kinase binding; microtubule binding.